Molecule: messenger RNA, 1281 nt
Organism: Glycine soja
Lineage: Eukaryota; Viridiplantae; Streptophyta; Magnoliopsida; Fabales; Fabaceae
Product: syntaxin-related protein KNOLLE-like
Exons: 1
Coding region: 117-1073 (318 amino acids)
Biological process (GO): vesicle fusion; intracellular protein transport; exocytosis
Cellular component (GO): plasma membrane; endomembrane system; SNARE complex
Molecular function (GO): SNAP receptor activity; SNARE binding
Source: RefSeq, a predicted model, not a curated record
ACCCUUCCUUUCACAAGUCAUAAAACUCCCUUCACUUGCUCUGAAAUUUUCAUGUAUCACUUUCCCUUCACUGGUUCUAUUAUCGUUCUUCUUCUUCACUAAGAAUCCAAAAAAAAAUGAACGAUCUUAUGACGAAAUCCUUCACCAGCUACGUGGAGCUGAAGAAGGUCGCAAUGAAAGAAGACGUUGAUUUGGAAGCCGGUGGUCCUGGUGAUCGCAAGGUGGAACUGAGCUCUUCCACGACCCACUUGGACACAGACAUGGGCCUCUUCCUAGAAGAGGCCGAGAAGGUGAAGGCCGAGAUGGGGUCCCUCCGAGACAUCCUGGGCCGGCUCCAGCAGGCCAACGAGGAGAGCAAGUCCCUCCACAAGCCUGAAGCCCACAAGGCCCUCAGAAGCCGAAUCAACGCUGAAAUCCUUGCCGUACUCAAGAAGGCCCGGGCCAUCCGGACCCAGCUGGAGGAGAUGGACCGCGCCAAUGCCGCCAACAGGCGCCUCUCCGCCCUCAAGGACGGGACCCCCGCCAUCUACCGGACCCGGAUUGCUGUCACCAAUGGCCUCAGGAAGAAGCUGAAGGAGCUCAUGAUGGACUUUCAGGAUCUGAGGCAGAGGAUGAUGACUGAGUACAAGGAUACUGUGUGUAGAAGGUACUUCACAGUUACUGGGGAGCACCCAGAUGAGGAUGUGAUUGAGAAGAUCAUCGCCAACGGGAACGAGGAAGAGGUUCUUGCUAAGGCCAUAGAGGAACACGGGAGAGGGAAGGUUCUGGAUACCGUGCUGGAAAUUCAGGACAGGCAUGAUGCUGCCAAGGAGGUUGAGAAGAGUCUGCUUGAGCUGCACCAGGUGUUUCUUGACAUGGCUGUCAUGGUGGAGGCACAGGGUGAGAAGAUGGACGACAUCGAGCAUCACGUCUUCCACGCUUCCCACUAUGUCAAGGAUGGAACCAAGAGUCUCCAGAGUGCAAAGGAGUACCAGAAGAGGAGCAGGAAGUGGAUGUGCAUUGGGAUCAUUCUUCUGCUCAUUCUUAUUCUGGUUAUUGUUAUUCCUAUUGUCACCAGUUUAAGCAGUUCUUGAGCUUAGUAAGGAGGAGACUUUGGAUGAUGAUGAUGAUGAUUCUUCUUGACUCAUCGUGUUUAGAGUGCUUGAUGGGAGAUAAUGAUUCAUCUUUUUUUCUUUUCCUGCAGAUUUGUUUAAUUGUUGUUAAGGUGUUACCUUAACCAUGAUUUUUCUAUCUUUGCGAAAUUGAAAUAUAAUUCAAUCAUGUUUUAGUGAUUUUUCUCUA